AUGGUGCUCAAGAUUAUCAGCUUAUUCGCAGCUGUGGCCAUGGCACGCCACGCGCCAGCGCUGGUCCAGUCGAAUACCAGCGGCAUAGCGACGCAAGACUUCGUCCAGAAAGUCAACCACUCGAUCGACGGAGGCCCAGCAACAUUUAAGCAGCGGUACCAACUCAACACGAAGUACUUCGAGCCCGGCGGUCCGAUCCUCUUCAUACAGAGCGCCGAAGCUGGGAUGCCGGUGAUCAAUGCUAGCGAUUUCAUGGAUUACGCGCCGAAACUGGGAGCGCUUGUUGCGGUUCUCGAGCAUCGCUUCUUUGGCGACUUGCAUAGUGGUAGCUAUCCGCCCGGAUACAAUCCGAUGAAUAUCUCGAACGAAUCGUUUAGCUCGUUGACGCUGGAUAAUGUGCUUCAAGACGGAAUUAGUUUCGUCAAUUGGAUUAAGAGUACAGUUCUGGGGGCCAAGCAUAGUAAGGUAAUCUACGGUGGCUCUUCGUAUGGCGGAUUCCUGGCUGUCUUAGCACGAAUACGUUAUCCAGAUACAUUCCACGGCGCGAUCGCAUCGUCCCCCGCCCUAACUUCAUUUGGUCCCCUCACUUCUAACAGAUAUAAGUUCGACUCCGGGAAAUGGGCAGGCGACGUAUAUGGUGGAGCGUCGAAAGAUGCAUCGGAGAAGAUUAAAACAUCCAUGCUGAUAUUCAAGAAGUGUCUUUCUGAUAAUACUUGCGGUUCGGCCCUUUAUGGCCUUAAUGUGUGUAAAAACUCGACCGUGUUGGGAUAUGAAAGACUGUACAAGGCCGUACUUCAAACCUACCUGGGGAUAUCCAAAUUCAAUUACCCAUGGGUUGAUAAGUAUCCAACCGCGGAUCCGUUAGACAACCUCAUCGGCAAGACUCUCGAAGCGAAGACCGUAGGCGAAGUACUGCGGAUCCCACUUCUUGCAACUUCGUGGGGUAACGAGUCGUCCUGCAUCGAUGCGUUCAACGCCAAUAUUUCCAGAGCCAGCUCGGGGGACAUAUCAAGCAAUCAACCGGCGUUCGAAUACAUCACUUGUGGCUUUUAUCCUAUAAAUGACCGAUCCAUUCCUUCGAGCAACGUCUUCCCGGAAACAUUCGCUCGGGGAAAUGUGGACGUCUGCAUCAACGCCGCUUGGAAAUCCGCCGAUUACGGCAGAGAUAACGAGUACUUCCUGCAGAAAUACGCCAUGACGAAUGACCUACUCGACUCAACAGAGAGGCUUCUCAUCGUCCAAGGCGGGUACGAUCGUAAUGCGGCCAUAGGAUCACCCAUUUUGACCGUCACGAACUUGUUGAAUCACUCGCGGGUGAUACUAGUAAACGAUAUCGCGCAUGCAGAGGACGCGGUAUCCAAGUCCAUUGAACCUAGGGGACUGAAGCCGCAGAUGGAUCAGAUCCGGGAUGCUAAGUUGGCGCACCUCAAAGAAUGGCUGGGUCAAGGCAAUCAGACUAAAGACUCUGAGAAUUCGGCUUCAGCCCGCUGUUCCAUAUCGUUCUUGGGUUCUAUCACAUUCAUCAUUCUGAGUUUGCUUUGA
This is a messenger RNA of Annulohypoxylon maeteangense, 1542 nucleotides long. RefSeq lists its product as uncharacterized. The coding region runs from base 1 to 1542 and encodes 513 amino acids. The transcript has 4 exons. Gene Ontology annotation, molecular function: serine-type exopeptidase activity; dipeptidyl-peptidase activity. The record is from RefSeq and is a predicted model, not a curated record. NCBI's taxonomy places the organism in Eukaryota, Fungi, Ascomycota, Sordariomycetes, Xylariales, Hypoxylaceae. Gene Ontology annotation, biological process: proteolysis.